Molecule: messenger RNA, 3131 nt
Organism: Nerophis ophidion (straightnose pipefish)
Lineage: Eukaryota; Metazoa; Chordata; Actinopteri; Syngnathiformes; Syngnathidae
Product: gastrula zinc finger protein XlCGF57.1-like
Exons: 4
Coding region: 23-2020 (665 amino acids)
Biological process (GO): regulation of immune system process; negative regulation of transcription by RNA polymerase II; regulation of cytokine production
Cellular component (GO): transcription regulator complex; PcG protein complex
Molecular function (GO): DNA-binding transcription factor activity, RNA polymerase II-specific; RNA polymerase II cis-regulatory region sequence-specific DNA binding
Source: RefSeq, a predicted model, not a curated record
UUUUCCGUACCUUGGAGACAUCAUGCCUCGUCAGUGUGUUGUCGGAGGGUGUAACAACACCAACAGGGAGGGAUUCAAGUUGCACCACUGGCCCAAAGAUGCGAAAGUGGCAAGAAAUUGGACGAAAUUUGUUCAAAAUACGAGGGUGUGGGGAAAGCCGACGAAAUGGUCAGUGGUUUGUUCCGCACACUUUACCGACGACAGCUAUGCUACGACAGAGAUGGCAAGAAUGUUUGGAUAUCCUGCGACACUCAAAGCAGAUGCAUUUCCAACGAUAAAGUCAAAUAAAUCUGCCGCCAGACCCCCAUUGAACGUGCCGAAGUGUGUGAGCUAUUCAGGGACAAAGGAACUUGAUAGCACGGCAAGCAAUGGCGGCAAUUUGUUCCCGCAGACGAGCGAGCUAAACCCCCUGGAUGUCUUGGCUCACACCGCUUCUACCGAAGAUGAUCAAGUGAAGAAUAUGGGCCCUAGCUUCCCUGGCCUGCUGACAUCAACUCCAAAACUGGACAGAUCAGCUUUCAGGAAAAGAGAACGGAUGAGAGUGUUACAGGACAUUUUUUCGAACUCUUAUCGACAUUCCACUGAAGAGGAUGAUUAUCAAACUUUUUCAAGAGCGCAUAUUGGAGUUCAGAUAUACCCUGAUGUGAAGUCUAAAGACGUCCAGCAGCCCCCCCACAUUAAAGAGGAAGAGGAGGAUCCACAGCCCCCCCACAUUAAAGAGGAAGAGGAGGAAGUGUGGAUGAGUCAGGAGGGAGAGUGUCCUGUAGGGCAGGAGGAGGCUGAUGUCAGCAAGUUUCCACCGACUGUUGUCUCUGUGAAGACUGAAGAGCAUGAAGACAAACCACCUGAGUCCUCACAGCUUCAUCACAGUCCAAACGUCCAGCAGGUGUCAGCAGAGAGUCAUGAAGAGAUUCCCUCCAAGCAGCAGGAGUGGAGCUCCAGUGUGGGACAGAAGGAGCUACAGGCCCCCUCCCACAUUAAAGAGGAGCAGCUUCAUGAUGAAGUAGAAGCUCAGUCCUUACAGCUUCAUCACAGUCAAAGUGAGGAGAACAGAGGGGCGGAGCUUGUAAGUCAACACAUCACAGAAGCUGAUGGAGAGCAUUGUGAAGAUAUAAAGUCAGAACCAGACAGCAUCUUUGCUCCACUGUCAGACAUGGACCACAUCAUGUCACACUCUUCUGAUCACAGUGACCACAUCCAAAAACCAUUGGAGAGUAAAAAUGACUCCAAAGGUGAUCACACUAACAACAAACACUUGGACUGCUCUGAAUGUGGGAAAUCAUUUAAACACAAGAGUUAUAUUACAAUACACAUGAGAAUACAUACUGGAGGUAAACCUUUUACUUGCUCUGUUUGUAAGAAGAGUUUCUCCAGAAAGCUUGACAUGACCAUACACAUGAGAACACACACUGGAGAGAAACCUUUUACUUGCUCUGUUUGUAAGAAGAGUUUCUCCACAAAGCUUGUCAUGUCCACACACAUGAGAACACAUGCUGGAGAGAAACCUGUUACUUGCUCUAUUUGUAAGAAGAGUUUCUCCACAAAGGUUGUCAUGACCACACACAUGAGAACACAUACUGGAGAGAAACCUGUUACUUGCUCUAUUUGUAAGAAGAGUUUCUCCACAAAGCUUGUCAUGUCCACACACAUGAGAACACAUGCUGGAGAGAAACCUGUUACUUGCUCUAUUUGUAAGAAGAGUUUCUCCACAAAGGUUGUCAUGACCACACACAUGAGAACACAUACUGGAGAGAAACCUGUUACUUGCUCUAUUUGUAAGAAGAGUUUCUCCACAAAGCUUGUCAUGACCACACACAUGAGAACACAUACUGGGGAGAAACCUGUUACUUGCUCUAUUUGUAAGAAGAGUUUCUCCAGAAAGCAAUACAUGACCAAACACAUGAGAACACACACUGGAGAGAACCCGUUGAGUUGCACUGUGUGUGAUAAAAGGUUCAGGUAUAAGUAUCAGGUCAGUAAACACAAGUGUGCAACAGUCAUGGAAGCUGCAGGGAUUUAAAAACACUUAGUGAUUGUGCUAAAUGUACUCUAAUACCACAGCAUGUUUAAAGGGGAACAUUAUUACCAGACAUAUGUAAGCGUCAAUAUAUACCUUGAUGUUGCAGAAGAAAGACCACAUGUUUUUUAACCGAUUUCCGAACUCUAAAAGGGCGAAUUUGGCGAUUUAAACACCUCUCAAUUGUUCGCUGUCGGAGCGAUGACCUUUUACCCGUGACAUCACAAUGGGAAGCAAUCCACCAUUUCCUCAAACACAUUACACACACAAGUCAAAUCAGCUCUGUUAUUUUCCGUUUUUUCUACUGUUUUCCGUACCUUGGAGACAUCAUGCCUCGUCGGUGGGUUGUCUGAGGGUGUAACAACACGAUCAGGAACGGAUUCAAGUUGGAAUGUGCAUUGAUUAGAACGUCAUGCUAAUCAAUGCUAACAUGCUAUUUAGGCUAGCUGUAGGUACAUAUCGCAUCGCUAUGCCUCAUUUGCACCUAUAUUUACAUCCAGCCUUUCUCUCCACCCACAUUUAAGGCCAAACAAACACAUACUAAUCGACAGAUUCAAGUUGCACCAUUGUCAAAAGAUGCGAAAGUCCCUUGUUUGUUCUGCACAUUUUACCGGCGAUGCUACGACAGACAUGGCACAGAGGUGUGGAUAUCCUGUGACACUCAAAGCAGAUGCAUUUCCAACGAUAAAGUCAACGAAAUCACAAAGGUGAGUUUUGUUGAUGUUAUUGACUUAUGUGCUAAUCAGACAUAUUUGUACACGGCAUGACUGCCAGCUAAUCAAUGCUAACAUUCUAUUUAGGCUAGUUGUAUGUACAUUUGUAGCUAUAUUUGCAUCCAGCCUUUCCCUCCACCCACAUUUAAUGCCAAACAAACACUUACCAAUCGACAUAUUUAAGUUGCUCCAGUGGUCAAAAGAUGCAAUCUUUGGUUAGAAGGCGAUCGCUGAAUAGCUUCAAUAGCUAUUCGCUCAAUAGCUUCAGUUUCUUCUUCAAUUUAAUUUUUGCUAUCUGCUUCCACACUCCAACCAUCCGUUUCAAUACAUGCGAUAUCUGUGGAAUCGCUUAAAGGGGAACAUUAUCACCAGACCUAUGUAAGCGUCAAUAUAUACCUUGA